AUGGCUAGCCCCCUUACUGCUGGCUUCUGCCAGCGCGCACACACCGCCUCCGAGACGCCCGAGGGCGUCGAGCCCGUCCUCCAGGUCCUCAGCGUGAAGCGCAUCAACUCGCCCGCCUCAGGAGCCCAGGCGACGGACCGCUACCGCGUCAUCCUUUCCGAUGGAGAGUACUUCAUCCAGUCCAUGCUGGCCACGCAGCUGAACCAUCUCGUCGAGAAUGAUGAACUGGAGAAGAACACGGUCAUCAAGCUCACUUCCUUUGUCAUCAACACCGUUCAGAACCGCAAGCUUAUCAUCAUUCUCGCCCUUGAGCGCCAGAACUGGAACGGCCAGAAGGUGGGAAACCCCGUCAACGUCGACCAGCGCGCCGCUGGAGGUGUUGCUUCUCCCGCACCCGAGGCCGCUCCGGUCACCAACGGUGCUGCUAGCCGUGGAGGCGCGUCGAAUGCGCGCCCGGCAGCUGCCCCUCGUGGCCCCAGCCGCGACAUGGGUCCCAUCUUCCCCAUCGAGGGUCUCAGCCCGUGGACGAUCAAGGCCCGCGUCACGCAGAAGUCGGACAUCAAGCACUGGUCGAACCAGCGCGGCGAGGGCAAGCUCUUCAGCGUCACGCUCAUGGACGAGACGGGCGAGAUCCGCGCGACCGGCUUCAACGACCAGGUUGAUGCGUUCUACCAGCUGCUCGAGGAGGGUAAGGUCUUCUUCAUCUCCAAGGCGCGCAUCAACAUUGCCAAGAAGCAGUUCUCCAACGUCAACAACGAGUACGAGAUCACCUUCGAGAACCAGACCGAGAUCGAGCCCAGUGUGCCGGAGAUCAAGUACAACUUUACGAAGCUGAACGACCUGGAGAGCCUGCAGAAGGACGCGACGACCGAUGUCAUCGGCGUCGUGCAGGAGGUGCACGACCUCGGACAGAUCACGUCCAAGGCCACGCAGAAGCCGUUUAACAAGCGUGACAUCCAGCUUGUCGACCAGAGUGGUCAGUCUGUUCGUCUCACGCUCUGGGGCAAGACGGCCGAGAACUUCACCCACUACGACCACCCAGUUGUCGCCUUCAAGGGCGUCAAGGUUAGCGACUUUGGCGGUCGCUCGCUGUCCAUGUUCUCGUCUGCCACGAUGGCGAUCAACCCGAACACUGACGAGGCUUGCGCCCUGCGAGGAUGGUGA
Molecule: messenger RNA, 1164 nt
Organism: Trichosporon asahii var. asahii CBS 2479
Lineage: Eukaryota; Fungi; Basidiomycota; Tremellomycetes; Trichosporonales; Trichosporonaceae
Exons: 5
Coding region: 1-1164 (387 amino acids)
Biological process (GO): DNA recombination; DNA replication; DNA repair
Cellular component (GO): nucleus
Molecular function (GO): single-stranded DNA binding
Source: RefSeq, a predicted model, not a curated record